Messenger RNA from Paramuricea clavata, 2890 nucleotides. Lineage: Eukaryota; Metazoa; Cnidaria; Anthozoa; Malacalcyonacea; Plexauridae. The record is from the annotation of a GenBank genome assembly.
AUGGCUCACAGCAGACUAACUGAUCCAGAAUAUAAAAACUGGGUUACUGUUGGUCGAGCAAUUCAGAUUACCCGGAACGGCUUGGAAACCAUAAUUCAAAAUGCUGCUCACAAAUACCACACAUCACUGCUUGCAACUUUGCCAAAAAGUGUACCUGCGUGGAAAUCUCAUUUGUCGAAAGCCCAUCGAUCACGUGAUAAAAAAAAAAUAUCCUGGAGCAACAGUGACAACACUCAGUGGUUCACCGUUGGUGAGUCCUGGGAGAUUGCCAAGAUUUUCAUGGCUCCCAUGGGAACGAGAAAGCUUGAUGUAGUCAACGCCAAAACUACUGAUAUAUCGGGACUGUUGAAUGUAUUAGAAUGGUCUCCGAGAGGGACAAAUGGUAUGUUCAACACAGGUGUCGAUCUCUCGAAAAUAGCAGCUGCAAGAAGUGCUAGGAAUCUUUGGGCGCAUGCACCGUUGCUGCAUAUAAGUGACGCUGAUAAAGUCGACGCGUUUGCAUCCUUAACCUCGCUUCUUAAAGACCCAGAACUGCACCACGACAAAGAUGUCCAAGACGCCAUAAAAAAGCUUAGUAGUUUACUCAAUACUGGUCUAGCAGUUAUUGAAGAAAAAGAAUUGGAAUUAUUCGUUCAGUUACAACAACAACUUGAUCAGGAUAUGGUCAGUUUGGAAAGUGAUAUCAUCUGUUGGAAAGAUGAAGUCGGAGCGGACUUGCAGCAGAUUAAUGAUCAGAUAAAAGGUUUGGAUAAAUUUGUGAAAAAUAACGAACUAGACGACGCUCUGGAAAUUCUAAACAGCCGGCUGGAAAAGCUAGAAGAAAAAUGUUUAGCAGAUUCACAGCAAAGGAUUUGUGACGUAGAGCAGGAGCUAAAGUUCAAUCCAGUCUCUGAUCGGAUGAAGGAGGAAUUUGUUGGUCGUGAGUGGUUGUUCUGUGACAUUGACAACCGGUUAGAAAAAGACCUCGGGCCUCGGGAGUCUCGUGCCUUCCUUAUCUGGGGUGGUGCUGGAACAGGCAAAAGCUCGUUCGCCCAAGAAUUUGUCCCUCGGCACCAGGGAGAAAAAUUGGCUGGAUACCAUUACUGUCAAAAAGACAACCCUCGCACUUGCGAUUUGAAAUCGUUAGUCUACAGUCUCAGCAGUAUGCUCUCGAAGAGCCUUCCCGAAUAUGCUGCCUUGGUUGCGAAACUACCGACUGAUCAAUUUAGAGAUGAUCCUAACGCACUGUUCGAUUUGUUAAUUACCACGCCAUUGCAGCAAUUGAAUGAAAGUACCAGACAUUUUCUUAUCAUCGAUGGCUUGGAUGAAGGAGGGUCCAUGAUUGCUACUUGCCUUGCCAGAUUAUCAGGAACACUUCCUUCGUGGCUUCGCGUCAUUUUGACUGCAAGACCCAAUGCUCUCGCUCUAUCUGGCCUUUUUUUAAAUUACUCCUCUGCUAAUCUAGACCCCUUAGAGACUAGUCUCGAGUCCCUGUCUAGCAAAGAUAUUCGUGAAUUUGUCUCCAUGAAGUACAGAAAACUUCAAACUGAAUAUAAAUGUAUUCCUUCUUUCUUUGCUAAUGACGAGCAGGUAGGCAAAGAGAAAAUAGUUCAGGCUAGUCAGAAUUGCUUUCUUUAUGCUAAACUUGUGAUGGAACACAUCUUUGAUGGCCAUGAUGAAAUUGGUUUGCCUGCCUCGUUAUCUGAGAUUUACUGCUUGGACUUCAGGCGUCACUUCUCGGAUACAGAAUUCUUUGAGAAAAAAGUUGUACCUGUGCUUCAGAUUGUGCUUGCCAUUCAAUCUGCUAAGGCUUUUAUAGCUAAAGAAAUGCCUAUAAAAGUUCGGUUAAAUUUAGCAACUUCCCUUCCUUCUAUUUUUAAUGAUGCAAUAAUUCGCUUACAGAAGAUGCAGCAGGCUUAUGUGGAGAGCGAUGAAAGUGUUACAGGGGUUGUGAAGUGUGGUUUGCUGCCUGAAAUUAAGAUGCAUGAUCUCAAUAAAGUCCUCAAACUUUUAUCAGGCUACUUAGUAAAGGAUGAUUCUGAUAAAUAUUAUUUCAGCCAUAGUUCUGUAAGAGAUUGGUUGCAAGACGAAGAGUCAGAUUUCUUUUGCGAUGUACUCAACGGGCACUCCAUUAUGGCAAACUAUAACUUGAAAACUCUUAAAGUUAAGUAUCCUUCACCCGGCGAUUUUUUUGAAAAUGUAUCUUUUCGUCCGAAACUGCCAUAUCCUACUGCUCUUCUAGACUUCAAAUUCUUUUCUUUGCGUUAUCUCUUUCAUUCCAGUGAGAGCGGGAGUUCAAACGUGAAUGUUCUGAUAUCUGAAUUAGGUAUUAAAGCAAUCGACCUUCUUCAUGCCGCAUUUCACGAUAGUGAUGACGCUUGGGAUCGUUUCAUUUGUUCCGAGUAUAUGGCAAUGAAAGUUCUCGAUGAAACUGAUGUCUUGAAUAAAAUGACCAUACAGGAAAAAGCUGAUCAUCUUGAGCUGGCUCUUCAAUUGCUGAAUGCACGAAUUACUGCCAAGUUGUUUGAUAGCCGUACAUACUGGAUUUUUAGUGAUAUGGCCAUCAUUGCCUUGAACUGUGACAUCAAACUACUACAGCUCGUCCCAAAGGAAUCAAUGCCCCAGUUAUUCUUUUCGUCCCUCGUGAAUAUUGUCUUUAACGAUAAGAUAUUUGAAUUUUGUUUAAAAAAUGGAUUACCGGCGGAUGUAUGUGUUCCUCAAUUCUUUGAGAACACCAAGGGCUUUGAGUCGUCCAUCUGCUGGAACGAAGAUGUCCAAGAGUAUUUUAGAAAGUUGAAGUCAGGCGAAGAGAAUGUUAUCACUUUGGAGUCCCUGAAAGAGAAGCCAUUUUAUCCAGAAGAAGCUAAAGUGUCGGAAUUUACAUUGGAGAUCAUUCAGAAACCUCUUUCAG